UCUCAGUGUUUUAUUUACAUCAUUAUCUAAUAUCUUGUAUUCUUCCUAAGGCUUUCCUAACUUGUUUAGAUAAAACACAAAUCACAACUACAGUACAACACUAUUCAUUCAAGCUGUACAGUUUGUUCUUGUAAAUUACCUUUAUUUUAAUGCAAAUUGAGUAACUACCCUUAUUUUUUAUUAAAUAUUUGAUUCAACUAAGUUACGGUUACCAAAUAAUUGCUGAUUGCUAUGGACCUAAUUCAAGCUGUAAAAUUAUAUAUAAUUAAGAUGACUGAAGACUGUGGUCCUGGAAUGAAAGUACUACUUAUGGACAAAACCACUACAAGUAUUGUUAGCGCAGUUUUUAGUCAGUCAGAAAUUCUUCAGAGAGAAGUUUAUUUAUUUGAACAACUAACAUCAACUAGUAGUUCAGACAGCAUGUAUCAUAUGAAAUGUAUUACGUUCUUACGGCCAACUAGAGAAAAUAUAUCUUUGUUAUGUAAAGAGUUACGUAAUCCUAGAUACGGUUAUUACUAUAUAUAUUUCAGUAAUAUAAUUUCAAAAACUGACAUCAAGACAAUUGCUGAAAGUGAUAUCCAAGAAGUUGUACGGGAAGUGCAAGAAUAUUAUGCCGAUUACUUAGCAAUAGCCCCUCAUCUUUUUUCGCUCAACAUUCCAUCUUGUGGACAAUGUUUGUCCUGGGAUCCACUUCAGCUUACACGAUCUACUCAAGGAAUUAUUUCUGUUUUAUUAUCAUUGAAAAAAAAUCCAUUGAUACGGUUCCAAGCUUCUUCGAAAAUGAGUAAACAACUUGCUGAAAAAGUCAAAGUAAUAUUUUCAAAAGAAGAAAAUCUUUUCAAUUUGAAGCAAGGUGACAUACAACCACAAUUACUAAUUCUGGAUAGAAGGGAGGAUCCAGUUACCCCACUAUUGAUGCCGUGGUCUUACCAAGCUAUGGUUCAUGAGUUGCUUACUAUAAAUAAUAAUCAAGUGGAUUUAAGUCAUAUUGAAGAUAUAAAACCAGAUCUUCAAAAAGUAUUAUUGUGUGCUGAACAAGAUGAUUUAUACAAACAAAAUAUAUAUAAAAAUUUUGGUGAGAUUGGUGAAAUAAUGAAAUCUUUAAUUGAUGAUUUUAAGUCAAAAGCAAAAAAUCACCAAAAACUUGAUACCAUAUCAGAUAUGAAAGCUUUUGUUGAGAACUAUCCGCAAUUCAAAAAAAUGUCUGGUACCGUUGCUAAACAUGUAAUAAUUAUGGAACAACUAUCGAAUUAUGUUACAAAAAAAAAUCUCUUGGAAGUAUCCGAAUUGCAGCAACAAAUUGCUUGUGAUAUUCAAACUUCUCAACAUACUCAGAAAAUUAGAGAGCUUAUUGAAAAAAAUAUACCGGACGAGGAGGCAAGUAAACUUGUAAUGCUAUACGCGUUAAAAUCAUUCAGCAAGGAUAGUAAUAGGGAAUUAACUAGUUUAAUACAAAUAUUAAAAUCAAAAAAAGUUGCCGAACAUUGGAUAGAGCUUGUACAUGAUGUUAUGAAAUUCCAAAGUAAAAUAAUUUUAGAUAAUGAAAAUACAUUAAAAAAUGCGAAACAAAUAACAAAACGAUUCUAUAAGGACUUGAAGGGUGUUGACAAUAUAUUUACUCAACAUGUUCCACUUUUGAAGGAAUUAGUUGAAGAUUUGAUAAAAUCAAGAUUAAAAGAAGAACAAUACCCAUUCUUAAGUGAUAUAAAUCAACCAACAAAAAAGGUGCAAGAUAUAAUUGUUUUUGUAAUUGGAGGUGUUACAUAUGAAGAAUCAAUGGCAAUAUACAAUCUGAACACAGCUAACCCACAGGUUCGGAUAAUAUUGGGUGGUAGUACGGUACACAAUUCCUCCAGUUUUUUAAAUGAAGUAAAAUUGGCUACAUUUGGAGUGAUUAAGAGCAGAGGUGGAUCUCGAAAGUUAUAAAUUAUUUUAUGAGUAACAAGACAUACUAUAUAUAUUUAUAUUUUUUUUUGAUUGAUACUUUUAUUUAUUUAUUAAUAAAAUUACCUGAUGUUUUUAUGUUUUAUUCAUAUUUAUUAUUUAUUAUUAUGUGCAAUGUAUUUUAAUUUGUGUUAACUUAUUUUUUAUAUGAUUAUUAUUUAUUUAUUACACAAUAUUAGAAUUUUUGUAGUUGCUACUUGCUAUAUCCUAUAAAUUACUAAUAAAAUAAUAAAUUACAACCAAUAAGAUUAUUUUUAGUUUUAUUCGUUAUUAACAGCUCAUAAACCAAACAAUUUUGGAUUCUCGAUAGAAACAAAUAACCCUCAAAAAUUGUUUAAUAAUUUUUAUAUUUUUUAGUUAAUAUUUGCAUGUUAGAUAAAUGCGAGUUGUGCAAAUUAAUCAUUUCAUAUAUACUCUCAUGGUUAUUGCUUACAAUUGUUUGUUAGCACUUGAUGGUCGUUAUCCAAAAACUGUUGUUUUUAAGAAGGGUUUGGAUUUAAAGGCAAUAUAAUCAAUAAAAAAAGGAUUUAAUUUAUAUAAAAAUGAAAUUACAAAAAAAAAUUUACUAAAAAAUUAAAGUUGGUAUAUUUAACUAGUUAGUAUAAAAAAAAAUUCACUACCUUGUACUUAGAUAAACUAUCUUCAGUAAAACGUUCGGGCUCAAAAUAUUUUUGUAUAUAGAAAAUGAUCUUUCUACGUCCACGGAAAUUAUCAGGGCGGACUGACGAACAACUUUGAAUCUAGUAUCUACACAUUAUGAACAUAUUUUAAUCUAUAGAUAAAUAGUAUGAAUACUUUUAUAAACGUUAAGAAGAGGUUGCAACCGCAUGUGUCUCUCCGUCUUACAAAUGUACAAGAUAG
This is a messenger RNA of Metopolophium dirhodum (rose-grain aphid), 2805 nucleotides long. RefSeq names its product vacuolar protein sorting-associated protein 45 (gene Vps45). Gene Ontology annotation, cellular component: Golgi membrane. NCBI's taxonomy places the organism in Eukaryota, Metazoa, Arthropoda, Insecta, Hemiptera, Aphididae. The coding region runs from base 232 to 1926 and encodes 564 amino acids. Gene Ontology annotation, biological process: vesicle-mediated transport; intracellular protein transport. The transcript is spliced from 12 exons. The record is from RefSeq and is a predicted model, not a curated record.